Molecule: messenger RNA, 709 nt
Organism: Nelumbo nucifera (sacred lotus)
Lineage: Eukaryota; Viridiplantae; Streptophyta; Magnoliopsida; Proteales; Nelumbonaceae
Source: RefSeq, a predicted model, not a curated record
UCCCUUUUAGCACGAGAAGAAAGUCAGAGACAGAAGUAGACGAUCAAGGAAGAUCCUUUACAGAAAGCCAGAGACUGAAGUAGACGAUGAAGGAAGAUCCUUUACAGAAAGCCGGGGACUGGUUUGAAGGUCUGUCCAGAUUGUACGGGCCCAGAAGGGUUUUAUCCUUGGCUACUUCACUGUACCGAAUCAUUUGUGAUAAAAAUGACAAUUGGCAAGCGGGAGCAAUAGCAACCCUAAUCGACCUCGUCGGAGUUGCAGUUAUUAAAGUAUCUUUUUCAGAUGGGGAUGUUAAAGUGGUCACCGUCGAUUUCAGCGUAUCCUACUUCUCUACUAUUAAGAUCCAUGAAGAAGUGGAGAUUGAAGCGAAAUUGGUGGGACACAAAGCGAAGCUUUCAUCAGCGUUGGUGGAGGUUAGAAGGAAAGACAACGGAGAGCUGGUCGCUUCAGCUAAGCUAUGGAUGACGUCUGCUGAUAUCAAAUCAAGUAAGCUCUGAGUCCUGCUCUGAACUAAACUAUAGAACCCAGUUGUCUUACCUCAUAGUGGAGUUGUGAUGGGCUUUACACGUCUCGUUUUGUUGAUAUUCCGGAUUUGCAACCUUUGGUCAUAUAUGUCGUUCCUGAAAAUACAUAUAUAUUCAGGGAAUAAAACACUCCCAUUUGUCUGUCUUAAUAUUUGUUCUUCUGAGAAAUUUGAACUGAAAAUUGA